AUAUAUACAAACUUGAAGUUUUGAACUACGAAGUACCCUCCUUGCCUUUCCAACAUACUGCUCUUCCCAACGCAGCGACUUUCUCGAAAUAGAAGUGUUACUUCCUCAAAUUACUAAUUAAACCAUUAAUCAGCUGUUCAGUUUUUAAUUUUGCAGCCCUUUGGAUUGGAGUAACCGUAUCUCCUGUUUAUAUAUAUCUAUAUUUUUUGGAGACCUUUUUGUGUUUAUCAUUUGUUUUGGCUUGAAAAAAAAGUUACAAGAUUCUUGUAAAGGAAAAAACAAAGGUGAGGUGUUUUUUGAUCAUUUGAAACUUGUCCAGUUUUAUUUUUGAUAUUCGCUUGCAAGAACAAGAUUGGCAAUCAAUUCAUUUUUGAACAGUGCUCUUUAUUUCUAGAGAUCGCGAACAUAUCGGAAAUAUUAAUCAAAAACUUCAUUUAAUUUGAAAGCUUGAAAAUUUGCAUUGUACGAAGACUUGGAGAAUGUCAAACACAAACUUUAAUCCUCAGUCUUCUAAACAAUUACCUGAACUCCCAAACUUGGAGGUAUUACGAAGCUUGUGGCCUUCUCAACCAUCAAACGAACCUAAUGACUCCAGGAGUGUCUGGUCUAACAGACCGGCGGAGCCUGUGCAUGUGCUAUCAAAUCCUGCUGCGAAUAGUUUUACUUCUCCUUUAAAACGUCCAGCUCCUGAUUCUCGUGAAGCUCCUAUGGGAAGAAGAAUUAUGGUUGAUGAUCCACGCUUAGCGAAAGCUGUGAAGUACGAUUUUACCCGGCACUGUACGGAUUAUGGUCAUUCUUAUGAAUGGCCUUAUUUUCGUUCUGUUCGUCGUGAAUCGUUGAUGUAUGGUCCACCACCUGCUGCUGUUCCUCCUGAAUCUCCUGUUUUUCCACCCUAUUCUGCUGAACCAGCUAGCCUACAACCCAAAUACUAUCCACCCGAGUCUGAUAUUCCCGCCACAUUUUAUGAUCGUGCUCGUUUUGGACUGCAGCCCCCUUCAAAACGUAGAACAUUGAGUCCUCCUCCAAGAAGAGUUGUUGAUCCAUAUGGCCCUCACUUUGUUGAGGAGGAUCCAUACUCAAAAUCCUCUUACGCAUUGGCUGGGGAUCGUCCUCCUUUAUCAGCCCCCAUGUAUCCUGUUGGCUAUCCUCCGUAUAGUGCGAAAGCUCCUUCCCAAAUAGCUGCUGAUGAUUUUCGUGGGACUGCUAGUAGAUAUCCUUUGACGGCUAGUGACGUUCGGGCUUCUCAUUCUCCUGGACUCAUUGAUCCAUAUACUCAUCGUCCUGUUGCAGACGUUGCUUAUGCGGAUCGUUCUCAUUAUGCUAUGAAUGCAGAGCCUUAUUCGGCUCCUCCUCCUAGAAAGGAAAAACCAAAGCCACGUGCUCCUACACCUCCUCCAUUAAAUUUUGCUAGAGCCAGUGAGUACAGAAAUGACAAAGGUGAACGGAUAUCUAUGAUCAAUCCUCGUGUAAUUCUUGAUGAAAAUGGAAUAUCUAGCCGCUCUCGUUAUUUUAUAAUGCUUUGUGAUAACGAGACGGCUAUUUCUCAUGCAAAGAAAACGUCCAUUUGGGCUGUAAAGCACGAUGCAGCAUCCCGUGUAUCAGAUGCUUACAAGAAUGCUAGUAUUUAUUUCAUUUUUAUUGCUAAGCCAACAAACAACGCUCUUGGCUAUGCUCAAGUUGUUAGUGAUUUGAAUAGCGCGGAGCUUCCGUUUUGGGCAGAUAAUGCUACCUAUGCUGGAGGCGUUCGCGUGAAGUGGAUUAAAACUUGCAAUCUUUUCUCUGCCGAGAUAUCUGAUAUCGUUGGACGAAUGAACCAUGGAGCAACCGCUAGAGAUGGAAUGGAAAUGAUGUACGAUGAAGGUUGCCGUCUUUGCAUAUUGGUUAACUCGGCCAUCAUGAAGCGAAUCGGUCGUGAUCGGUAACAAGUUCCAAACAUUAAAGAUUCUGUUAAACCGUUGAUGCGAAUCCACUCGCCGAAUUUUCAAUUCCGUUAAAAAAAGAAACCUUUGAAUUGCAAAGUAAAAAGAAAACUUGAAACGUGUUUUUGAUUAAAUUAUACAUGUUUUGUGAAUUAUGAAUUUUUCGCUCCAUGGAAGUUUACUAAAUCGGUUUCAGCUCGCCAUUGAAUCAUUCAAAUCUAAUAAUGCCUAGUUUUAACUUAGAUAUUUAAUGAAAGUCUUGGUUAUUGAAAUAAUAAACAGUCA
Schizosaccharomyces octosporus yFS286 is the source of this 2204-nucleotide messenger RNA. Its product is annotated as YTH family protein Mmi1. The coding region runs from base 480 to 1922 and encodes 480 amino acids. The transcript is spliced from 5 exons. Gene Ontology annotation, molecular function: RNA binding. The record is from RefSeq and is a predicted model, not a curated record. Lineage: Eukaryota; Fungi; Ascomycota; Schizosaccharomycetes; Schizosaccharomycetales; Schizosaccharomycetaceae.